UUCGAUGGGGCACGCCUCUUAUUUUUCAAAGGAAUUCAAAGAACUGCACGGCAUGAACUGUGGGGUUGAGUGUGACUUGACACCCCCUGCCAUAGGCCAAGCCACAAGGGACGCCAAACGGGGCCGCCGCCUCGCCCUGGUGCCCCGGGGCCGCGGCUUCGGUCUCUAGUGGUGCGGGGCCGUGUAUUCGCGAGCUCUUCUGGACGCGGAAGGCGGGCGGGCGCAGGACCCGGCGGGGCAGCUACGCGGGGUCCUCGCGCACGUCUCACGUGGGUCCGAGCGAGCGGAGUGGCGGUCCCGGUUCGCGAGGUCUCGACUCGCCUCUCUGCCGGCAUGGCAGCAGCCGACGGAGUGCUUCCCCACGUUCCCGAGUCCCGGGCCGCAGUCCCCACGACGUCCUCCAGACCCCAUCCAGCCCAGUCGAGGCAGCAAGCAGCAGGCACCAGGAGAAAAUACCAAGCGUCCAGUGAGGCUCCGCCAGCGAAACGGAGGAGUGAAACAUCAUUUCUCCCGGCCAAGAAAACUGCUGCUAAAGAAACUCCAAGGACUUCUAAGGGGAAGGCACAGAAAACGUUUUCUUCCAAGAGGUCUUCAGCUGGUGCGAGUGAUGGAAACCAGGAACGGAAACCGGGCAUUAAGACGUCAUCCCUGUUUAAAAACAACCCUGAGAUUCCAGAACUCCACAGACCUGUAGUAAAGCAGGUGCAAGAAAAAGUGUUCACUUCAGAUGCUUUUCAAGCCCUGGACCUCCACCCACAUCUAAUUUCCACAAUAAAUACGGUCUUAAAAAUGUCUAGUAUGACCAGCGUUCAGAAGCAGAGUAUCCCUGUGUUGCUGGAAGGCAGAGAUGCUCUCGUGAGAUCCCAGACGGGCUCAGGUAAAACUCUUGCCUAUUGCAUCCCUGUGGUCCAGUCUCUUCAAGCAAUGAAACCCAAAAUACAGCGUGGUGACGGCCCCUAUGCUCUGAUACUAGUGCCAACAAGAGAGCUGGCCCUACAAAGCUUUGAUACUGUCCAGAAACUGCUUAAGCCAUUUACCUGGAUUGUGCCUGGAGUGUUAAUGGGAGGAGAGAAGAGAAAAUCAGAAAAAGCCAGACUCCGGAAAGGAAUAAAUAUCCUCAUCUCAACUCCCGGACGCCUCGUGGAUCAUAUUAAAUCCACAAAGAACAUUCAUUUUCGUCGGAUCCAGUGGCUGAUUUUGGAUGAAGCAGACAGAAUCCUGGAUUUGGGUUUUGGGAAGGACGUCGCAGUGAUACUCAAUGCUAUAAAUGCCGAGCGCCAGGAGCGACAGAACGUCUUGCUGUCGGCCACGCUCACGGAAGGCGUAACGUGGCUAGCUGAUAUCAGUUUACACGACCCAGUCAGUAUUUCUGUCCUGGAUGAAAGCCAUGACCAGUCAAACCCAGAGAGCAAAGCCAUCCCUGAAGCUUCUCCUCCACAAGCUAGCGAUGAGCUGGACAGCUUUGCCAUACCAGCGAGUCUCGAGCAGUACGUGACAGUGGUUCCCAGCAAACUGAGGCUUGUCUCCCUAGCGGGCUUCAUCCUGCAGAAAUGCAAGUUUGAGAGAGACCAGAAGAUGAUCAUCUUUUUCUCGAGUUGCGAGCUGGUGGACUUCCACUACAACCUCUUCCUCCAGACCCUGCUGAGUGGCUCAGGGGCCCUGGCCCCGGGUGGGUUGCCACGUGCCUCCACGCGGUUAACAUUCCUGCGGCUGCACGGCGACCUGGAGCAGGAGGAAAGAACAGCAGUGUUUCAAGAAUUCUCACGUUCCAAAACGGGGGUUCUUCUCUGCACGGAUGUUGCGGCUCGGGGCUUAGAUCUCCCUCAAGUCACGUGGAUUGUCCAGUACAACGCUCCGUCUUCACCUGCUGAAUACAUCCACCGGAUUGGGAGAACCGCCCGGAUUGGCUGCCGUGGGAGCAGCCUGCUCAUUUUGGCUCCUUCGGAGGCAGAAUAUGUCAACUCGUUGGCUUCUCACAAAAUCAAUGUUUCUGAGAUAAAGAUGGAAGAUAUUUUGUCUGUUCUGACAUGGGAUGAUUGUUUUAAAGGGAGACGAUGGGGAAGCCAGAAACCCCGCUCCGUUGGCCCCCAGGAAAUCCGAGAGCGAGCCACGGUCUUGCAGACAGUAUUUGAAGAUUACGUGCACUCCAGUGAGAGGACGGUCUCCGGGGCCAAGAAAGCCCUGCAGUCCUUCAUCCGGGCCUAUGCGACCUACCCCCGGGAGCUGAAGCACAUCUUCCACAUCCGAUCCCUCCACCUCGGGCAUGUGGCUAAGAGCUUUGGGCUAAGAGAUGCCCCUAAAAAUCUCACUGCCUUGGCCACAAAGAAGAAGAAAGCAAACCUGAAAAGGUCCUGCAUUUAGCCCCCACUGGCCCCU
Physeter macrocephalus (sperm whale) is the source of this 2376-nucleotide messenger RNA. RefSeq names its product DEAD-box helicase 31 (gene DDX31). Gene Ontology annotation, cellular component: nucleus. The record is from RefSeq and is a predicted model, not a curated record. Gene Ontology annotation, biological process: ribosome biogenesis. The transcript has 20 exons. The coding region runs from base 334 to 2361 and encodes 675 amino acids. NCBI's taxonomy places the organism in Eukaryota, Metazoa, Chordata, Mammalia, Artiodactyla, Physeteridae. Gene Ontology annotation, molecular function: ATP binding; nucleic acid binding.